AUGACAAACUCAUCGAAUCUGACAGGCAAGAGCGUCGUUGUCACAGGAGGUGCAUCAGGCAUCGGCCUCGCACUCGUUCAAUUCUUCGCCAGCUAUGGCUGUAAGAUAGCUCUUCUUGACAUCUCACCUGAAUCGGCAGCCCAUGUGCAAGCUGUUCUCUCCUCGCUCCGCACACAGUAUCCCGCUUCGACAUUCAUCUACCAGAAGUGCGAUGUCUCUUCUUGGAAGGAGCAAGCCGCUGCUUUCAAAACUUUUUAUAAUGAGAUAGGGAGUAUCGAUAUCGUGUGUGCAAAUGCUGGGAUCGUGGAAGCUGGAAAGUUUCUAGAGAAGGAUGAAGGGGAGCCCAGGAAACCGAAUCUGAAGACGUUGGACGUGGAUUUGAAUGGGGUUUUGUUUUCGAUUAAACUAGCAGCUCAUUACAUGCAUAAAAAUUCUUCUCGGGAGAAGGGCUCGAUUAUUUGCACGGCUUCAAAUGCGGGAAUCUACCCAUUUCCUAUGGCGCCUAUGUAUGCCAUUGCCAAGCAUGGUAUCGUGGGUGCUGUGAGGUCAUUUGCCGAAGCUCUGCAAUCUGAGGGGAUUCAAAUCAAUGCUUUGUGCCCGAAUUGUAUAGCAACGGGUAUCGCAGACGAUAAAUUAAUGUCGAGCAUGCAGCUUACACCAAUGAGCACACUGUUGAAUACUGUGAAGGAGUUUUGUCUGGAUCACAGCUUGACGGGCGUUACAGCUGAGAUCAGUGGGGAGAAGGGGACACAUAGGCGGCCGCCGGAGUAUGUGGAUGAGAUUACAAGGGAGAACCUGGAGAUGUUUGUUAAGUUGGGGUAUGCGUAAAAGGCACCCGAUCCUCUGGUAUGCCAUGGGUCUUUCAUGCAGUGUCUCAGCUUAAUGGAACGGUUUAAUUCUUUGGUCAUUAUGCAUAGCGAAUGGGAUUGGCAAAGACUUCACGAAUGUUCAAUUCCAGUUCAUCAAUAUCAAGAACAAGAUAUAU
Messenger RNA from Hyaloscypha bicolor E, 985 nucleotides. RefSeq names its product NAD(P)-binding protein. The record is from RefSeq and is a predicted model, not a curated record. Gene Ontology annotation, molecular function: oxidoreductase activity, acting on the CH-OH group of donors, NAD or NADP as acceptor. The transcript is spliced from 4 exons. Gene Ontology annotation, cellular component: cytoplasm. Bases 1 to 828 code for a protein of 275 amino acids. Lineage: Eukaryota; Fungi; Ascomycota; Leotiomycetes; Helotiales; Hyaloscyphaceae.